GACAGUAGCUCUAGUCCAGAGCGACCUGUCAAAUCCGAUUAGCGCUGUUUUCACCGUUUGUUCCCUUAAUCUAUUUUGGUUUUACGCAGCUACAGCCUGAACGAUACGAUUUUGCGAUUUUCCAUUGUGUAUAUACAUGUUCUUGUCAUUUGGGUCCGUUCAGAACACUUUCUGAAAGUUUGAGGCAUUGCAACGUGGGUGUAUAUAUUAAUUUCUGGUUGGUGAGUCCUGAGUGAGUUUAAGGCGCUAGUGUCUGCUGCUUUGCAGCGCGCUGCGUGGAUAGGACUCCAAACUUUUCCCUGCACGUCCGUGGUAAACUUGGAUUACCUCUUUCGCUCCUUCACAUCUACUUCCUCUCCCUCAUUUCCUGUCCAACUCUCUUUGAAACUAUGAGAGAGAUGUCACAGAUAUGACAUCAACAACAACGACCACUUAUCGAAAUCGACAGCGAGAAGGGGUCUCACGGAAAAUGCAGAAGAGCGUGCGAUAUAAUGAGGGCCACGCUCUAUAUCUGUCGGUUGUCGCGCGUAAAGAGGGCACAAAACGCGGUAUCAUGAGCAAGAAGUCUACGGAGAACAGUCGGUGGAACGACAAGUACUUCGCUCUCUACCAGAAUGUGCUCUUUUACUUCGACAACGACCAGAGCACGCGGCCCUCUGGGAUUUACUUGCUGGAGGGGUGCACGUGCGAGAGGGUUCCCGCGCACAAAGGCUCCGCGGUCAGCAAAGAGACUGUGGACAAGCAGCAGCACUACUUCCUGGUGGUGUUUGGCCAUGACGGUCAGAAGCCUCUGGAGUUGCGGACAGAGGAGGAGUCAGACUGCAAUAAGUGGGUGGAGUAUAUCCAACAGGCCAGUUACUCUGACAUCAUCAUUGAGCGCGAAGUCCUGAUGCAGAAGUACAUCCACCUGGUCCAGAUCAUGGAGACAGAGAAGGUGGCGGCCAACCAGAUACGCACCCAGUUAGAGGACCAGGACACAGAGAUAGAGAGGCUGAAAGCAGAGAUCGUACUGUUGAAUAAGGAAAAGGAAAGGAUGCUGCCUUGCCAGACUAAUGAAGAGGAGGAGGAUCCAGACAUUAAAAAGAUCAAAAAGGUCCAGAGUUUCAUGCGAGGCUGGCUGUGUCGGAGGAGGUGGAAGAUCAUUGUUCAGGACUACAUCUGUUCUCCACAAGCUGAGAACAUGAGGAAGAGGAACCACAUCGUAUUUAACAUGGUGGAGGCAGAGACAGAGUACGUAUGCCAGCUCUCUGUCCUGGUCAACUUCUUCCUCAGACCACUACGUAUGGCCGCCAGCUCCAAGAAACCUCCCAUCAGCCACGAUGACGUCAGCAGCAUCUUCCUCAACAGUGAGACUAUCAUGUUCCUCCAUGAGAUCUUCCACCAGGGGCUGAAGGCUCGGAUAGCCAACUGGCCCACUCUGGUGCUGGCGGACCUGUUUGACAUUCUACUGCCCAUGCUGAAUAUCUACCAAGAGUUUGUGAGGAACCACCAGUACAGCCUGCAGGUCCUGGCCAACUGUAAACAGAACAGAGACUUUGACAAGCUGCUGAAGCAGUAUGAGACUAAUACUGCCUGUGAGGAACGCAUGCUGGAGACCUUCCUCACAUACCCCAUGUUCCAGAUUCCUCGUUACAUCAUCACUCUCCAUGAGUUGCUGGCACACACACCUCAUGAGCACGUGGAGCGCAAGAGCCUGGAGUUCGCCAAGUCCAAACUAGAGGAGCUGUCAAAGAUGAUGCAUGAUGAGGUGAGCGAUACAGAGAACAUUCGUAAGAAUCUGGCCAUUGAGAGAAUGAUCGUAGAAGGUUGUGACAUAUUACUGGAUACCAGCCAGACCUUUGUCAGACAGGGCUCACUGAUCCAGCUCCCAUCCAGCAAUGAACGGGGCAUGCUCAGUAAGGUCCGUCUGGGCUCUCUGUCACUCAAGAAGGAAGGAGAGCGACAGUGUUUCCUGUUUACAAAACACUUCCUUGUCUGCAUACGCACCUCCGGGGGCAAGCUGCACCUGAUCAAGCAGGGUGGGAUGUUGACCCUGAUAGAAUGUACACUUGUAGAGGAGCUGGACGCCAAUGAUGAGGACUACAAUGCAGGAAGUCAGGGCUUCAACCACCUGGAGUUUAAGAUCAUGGUGGAACCCCCUGAUGGCCCCGCCUUCUCUGUCAUCCUAUUGGCUCUCUCCCGCCAGGAGAAAGCUGGCUGGACCAGUGACAUCAGUCAGUGUAUAGAUAAUAUCCGCUGUAAUGGCCUGAUGACCAGUGUGUUUGAGGAAAACUCUAAAGUCACUGUGCCGCACAUGAUCAAAUCGGACGCACGUCUACACAAAGAUGAUGUGGACAUCUGCUUCAGCAAGACGCUCAACUCCUGCAAGGUCCCCCAGAUCCGCUACGCCAGCGUGGAGCGGCUGCUGGAAAGACUGACUGACCUGCGCUUCCUGUCCAUCGACUUCCUCAACACCUUCCUCCACACAUACAGGAUCUUUACUACUGCUGCUGUGGUCAUGGACAAACUGGCUGACAUAUACAAGAAACCCUUUACCUCUAUACCGGUCAGGUCUCUGGAGUUGUUCUUUGCUACCAGCCAGGGGACGUGGGGCGGCGAGCACUUCAACAACAAAUCUCCCCGUCUCUGUCGCAAGUUCUCCUCUCCUCCUCUCACCACCCCCUCUCUCACCUCCUCCCCUGUCCACUCCCGCAAACUCUCCCUCUCCUCCCCCUUCCACUCCCGCAAACUUUCCCUCUCCUCCCCCUUCUCCUCCAAGGCAGGAGUCCUAGACCUCUCCACCCCUUCCUCCUCUGCUGCUAACUCCCCCACCUCCUCCCACCCUCCCUCCUUCUCCCGGUCUCCCACCUCCACCCUGGCUCCUUCAGGGUUCUCGUCCCCCCCUCCCACCUCCAACCGGGCUGCGUCAGGGUUCUCGUCCCCCCCUCCCACCUGCACGCGGGCUCCCAGCCUGCCAACAAUCCCGGGGCUCUCCAACUCCCCUCACACCACCUCUCUGGACCAUCCUCCCAGUUCUCCGGAACCUGCCCCCCCAACGCUGGAAGACGGAGGAGGAGACAUGCCACGCAUCGACGCCUGCUGUGGGAAACUCAGACGCAGCAUCCGCAGGGCUGUUCUGGAGACCGUUUCUGUGGAGAAGUUCCUUCCAGAGUCUAACCCUCAAGUCAGCGAGGACAGAGUCCCCCUGACGGAGUCCCCCUGUCGCUCCCCCUCUACACACCGACACAUGCGAUACAGACAGUCUGGAGGCUCCACGGGGGAGAACAAUCGUGGUACGAUGUCACCAGCCUCAGCCUAUGCUAUUGCAACAGCAGCUGCCGGACACGGCAGUUCCCAGGGUUUCAAUAAUAGCGAGAGGACCUGUGACAAGGAGUUUAUCAUCCGUAGAGCUGCUACCAACAGAGUCCUCAAUGUACUGCGUCACUGGGUCUCCAAGCACUCACAGGACUUUGAGAUGAACAGUGAGCUAAAGAUGGGUGUAAUGACUCUACUGGAGGAGGUGCUACGAGACCCCGACCUGCUGCCUCAGGAGAGGAAAGCCACUGGCAACAUAGUAAGUGCCCUUUCUCAAGAUGAUCAAGAUGAUGCUCAACUUAAGAUAGAAGACAUCCUACAGAUGGUGCAGCUUGUGCUGGGGAGAGUAAAAGGCCACUCUGAAAUGUGCAGUUAUGUUUCACUAUAUUGGAUCACUCCGCGGCGGAGGGAUACAUCCGAGACGGAGUGUCCCAAAGCAGAGUGUUUUGAUUCUCUGUCUGCGAUGGAGCUGGCUGAACAGAUCACCCUGCUAGACCAUAUUGUGUUCAGGAGCAUCCCUUACGAAGAGUUUCUGGGCCAGGGCUGGAUGAAGCUGGACAAGUUGGAGAGAACUCCAUACAUCAUGAAGACCAGUCAGCACUUUAAUGAUAUGAGUAACCUGGUAGCGUCUCAGAUCAUCGCCCAUACAGACGUGGGCUCCAGGGCGAACUCCAUAGAGAAGUGGUUGGCUGUGGCUGGUAUCUGUCGCUGCCUCAACAACUAUAAUGGAGUUCUGGAGAUCACCUCAGCUCUCAACCGCAGCGCCAUCUACAGGCUGAAGAAGACAUGGGCCAAAGUCUGCAAACAGACCAAGUCACUGAUGAGCAGGCUACAGAAGACCGUGUCAUCAGAAGGCCGAUUCAAGAACCUGAGAGAAACCCUAAAAAACUGCAACCCUCCAUGUGUGCCCUACCUGGGGAUGUAUCUGACUGACUUGGCCUUCAUCGAAGAGGCAACACCCAACUUCACUGAGGAGGGACUUGUCAACUUCUCCAAGAUGAGGAUGAUGUCUCACAUCAUCAGAGAGAUCCGUCAGUUCCAGGGUGCGCCCUACAGGAUAGAGCACCAAGCCAAGGUUACUCAGUUCCUGCUGGAUAGGACUCUGGUGAUGGACGAAGACACUUUGUAUGAGCUGUCCCUUAAGAUUGAACCCCGCCUCCUUCCUAGCUAAACACAAAGAAACACCACACAGUUGGUUUCACUCCAGCUGGCACUUAGUAUUUAGUAUUCUUAUUAUCAUCAGCUUGGUAACCAUGGAACCGAUGGACGGGAGAGCCCUGAGAGUCACCUGGUUUAGGGUUCUUGUUACUUUAGCAGCAUUGCCAAUGAACAACUCAUGUGAAGACGUGCCUUGCUUGUAAAUAUCAAGAUGCUGUAAUACACUGUAUUAGUGUAGUGAUAACUGUUAUAAUGAUGAUCUUGCAUACAUUUCAAUGUAACAUAUAAUAAUGUAUGCCAUUUAACAGAUGCUUUUAUCCAAAGCAGCUUACAGUCAUGCGUGCAUACAUUUUAAGUAUGGGUGGUCCCAGGAAUCAAACCCACUGUCCUGGCGUUGCUAACAUCAUGCUCUACCAACUGAGCUACAGAGGAUUCACAUUGAAGAAGACUGAACCCAGUUAGAUUUAGGUUUGGCUGUACCUGUGACUUCGAGAGGGAGAAGUUUAGCUGGCCAGACUAAUGGCAGCUGUGGGAAGAGACUAGUGAGGAGGGACAGUGGCUGUCUUUAUAUUGUCCUCUACUGGUGAACUAGUGGAAGGUCAGCCUCAUAUCUUAAAGUGAUUGUGAGCAUUCCCCAAAAGACUUUUCAAAUCAAAUGUUAUUGGUCAUAUACACGUAUUUAGCAGAUGUUAUUUGCAGGUGUAGCGAAAUGCUUGUGCUUCUAGUUCCGACAGCAAUAUAUAACAAGUAAUAUCUAACAAUUUCACAACAAAUACCUAAUACACACAGUAAAGGAAUGGAAUUAAGGGUAUAUAAAUAUAUGGACGAGCAAUGUCAGAGCAGCAUAGACUAAGAUACAGUAGACAGUAUAGAAUUAAGCAAUAAGGCCCGAGGAGGUGUGGUAUAUGGCCAAUAUACCACGGCUAUGGGCUGUUCUUAUGCACUACGCAUCGCAGAGUGCCUGGACACAGCCCUUAGCCGUGGUAUAUUAGCAAUAUACCACAAACCACUGAGGUGGCUUAUUGCUAUUAUAAACUGUUUACAAAUGUAAUUAGAACAGUCAAAAUAAAUGGUUUGUCAUACCCGUGGUAUACGGUCUGAUAUACCACGGCUGUCAGCCAAUCAGCAUUCAGGGCUCGAACCACCCAGUUUAUAAUACAGUAUUGUCACGCCUCCACCUGCUCCCCUCCCUGAUGCUCGAGAGAGCCAGGCUCCCCAUCAUUACGCACACCUGUCACCAUCAUUACGUGUGUCCGCGCAAUAUUGGACUCACCUGGACUCCUUCACUUUGUUGAUUGCCACUUUUAUAUCUGUCUGUUCCUCAGUUUGUUCCCUGUGUCAGCAUUAUUGUCUCUAUGUUUUCCCUGUCCAUACGCUGUCCUUGUUUGUUUCUUGUCAGUUGUUUAUUAAAUGUUCACUCCCUGUACUUGCUUCUCGUCUCCCAGCGUCUGUCCUUACAGAAUGCUAACACCCCAAUUUGAAGCAUCAGGGAGUAUUAUUAUAGUUUUUUUCUGGUGACGUCGGGUCCAGGUGCCGUUGCCGGAGGAACCGGGAAUGCCUCAGCUGGUUUGUUGGGCUCCCAUGCCUUAGCUGGCUCGAGAGGUUUCCUUGCUUUAUUUGGCUUGGCAGGCUCUCACACCAUGUCAUGCCUUGGCCGCCUCAUCAGGCUCCAGAGCCUUGGCCGGCCCAGGUGGGACUCCCCCUCCCUGGCACUCGAGGGUGCCAGGCUGCUCAUCAUUACGCACACCUGUCACCAUCAUUACACACUUCAGCGCAAUAUUGGCCUCACCUGGACUCCUUCACUUUGUUGAUUGCCUCCUCUAUAUGUCUUUUCCUGAGUUUGUUCCCGGUGUCAGCAUUCAUAUUGUUUUGUUUUCCCUGUCCUGACGCUGUCCGUGUUUGUUUCAUGUCCGUUAUUUAUUGAAUGUUCACUCCCUGUUCACUCCCUUCUCGUCUCACAGCGUUGGUCCUUACAAGUAUAUACAUAUGAGAUGAUUAAUGCAAGGUCUGAAAACAUUAUUAAAGUGACUAGAGUUCCAUUUAUUAAAGUGGCUAUUGAUUUCAAGUCGUGUAUGUAGGCAGCAGCCUCUCUGUGCUAGUGAUGGCUAUUUAACAGUCUGAUGGCCUUUAGAUUGAAGCUGUUUUUCAGUCUCAGUCUCAGCUUUGAUGCACCUGUACUGACCUUGCCUUCUAGAUGAUAGCGGGUGAACAGCCACUUUUCUCAACCUUGUAAUGUGUAAUAUACAGUAACUUAUUCUCCUCAGAGCCAAACAAUAUAGAGAAUAUACAUGUAUAUGGCUCCACUACUCCCAGUCUUUACCCAAAUUGCAGUUUCAGCAAUGUUUAUUUCAAACAUCUCUGUUUUGGAGAUGACAAGAUUCAGAUUAUGUUCUUGGGUAAAGGGAUUUGAGCCAAACAAUUUCUCACUUCUAGUGUGAAGUACAGUCUUUAAAGUUACUAACAGCUUUUGUCUGAAUAUUUAUGUUGUAGUUUAUCUUUGGAUGUGUUUAUGUAUUAGUAUUUGUUUGAUUGUUAUCUGAUUACUUGUUCCAACAGUAUUAUUAAAAUAACUGCACUAUUGAUUUGUAAAGUA
Molecule: messenger RNA, 7045 nt
Organism: Oncorhynchus nerka (sockeye salmon)
Lineage: Eukaryota; Metazoa; Chordata; Actinopteri; Salmoniformes; Salmonidae
Product: ras-specific guanine nucleotide-releasing factor 2-like
Exons: 26
Coding region: 410-4465 (1351 amino acids)
Biological process (GO): Ras protein signal transduction; positive regulation of GTPase activity
Cellular component (GO): plasma membrane
Molecular function (GO): guanyl-nucleotide exchange factor activity; protein binding
Source: RefSeq, a predicted model, not a curated record